This is a messenger RNA of Hypanus sabinus (Atlantic stingray), 1701 nucleotides long. Its product is annotated as zinc finger protein 271-like. Lineage: Eukaryota; Metazoa; Chordata; Chondrichthyes; Myliobatiformes; Dasyatidae. The transcript has 3 exons. Gene Ontology annotation, biological process: regulation of transcription by RNA polymerase II. The annotation marks the transcript as partial. Gene Ontology annotation, cellular component: transcription regulator complex; PcG protein complex. The record is from RefSeq and is a predicted model, not a curated record. Gene Ontology annotation, molecular function: RNA polymerase II cis-regulatory region sequence-specific DNA binding; DNA-binding transcription factor activity, RNA polymerase II-specific.
GACGACGUCCCCGAGUAUCACGCAUGCGCGCAGCACACGAGGCCUUGAAAAUGUCGGUUGCAGGUUAAAAACGAGAAGGAAUUUGUCGCCGGGGAUCUCAAACAGAAAACGCCAGUUUUGCUGUCUCUGUCUGGAUAUUUAAGAAGUGGAGCAAGGGAUUCAAUCGACUAUCCUUCCUGCUCAGACUGUGGAGAGGGAUUCAAUUGAUCAUUUGACCAAAUAGCAAGCCAGUCAUCUUACACAGGAGAAAGGCUGUUCACCCGCUCAGACAGUGGGAAUAGAUUCACUCAGUUAUCACAAUUGAAGGUACAUCAGCAAGUUCACACUGGGCAAGGCCAUUCAUCUGUUCUGUGUGUGAGAAAGGAUUCAGUUGGACCUGUGGACACACCAGUCAGUUCACACCACACCUGGUAGAGGCUGGUGAUCUGCUGAAUUUCUGGGAAAGGAUUCACUCAGUCAUUUGACCUUAUGGCUCACCAGCGAGUUCACACUGGGGAGAAGCCAUUCACCUGUUCAGUCUGUGGGAAGGGAUUCACUCAGUCAUCCAACCUACGGAGUCCCCAGCGAGUUCACACUGGGGAGAGGCCGUUCACCUGUUCAGAAUGUGAGAAGAGAUUCACUCAGUCAUCCAACCUACGGAGUCCCCAGCGAGUUCACACUGGAGAGAGGCGCUUCACCUGCUCAGUCUGUGGGAAGAGAUUCACUCGGUCAUCCAACCUACUGGUACAUCAGCGAGUUCACACUGGGGAGAAGCCAUUCACCUGCUCAGAAUGUGGGAAAGGAUUCAGUGAUUUAUCCAACCUACUGGUACAUCAGCGAGUUCACACUGGGGAGAAGCCAUUCACCUGCUCAGAAUGUGGGAAAGGAUUCAGUGCUUUAUCCAGCCAACUGAGACAUCAGCGAGUUCACACUGGGGAGAAGCCAUUCACAUGCUCAGAAUGUGGGAAAGGAUUCAGUGAGUUAUCCACCCUACUGGUACAUCAGCGAAUUCACAAGGGAUUCACUCAGUCAUCCCACCUACAGAGUCACCAGCGAGCUCACACUGGGGAGAGGCCAUUCACCUGCUCAGAAUGUGGGAAGAGAUUCACUGAGUUAUCCACCCUACAGAGUCACCAGCGAGCUCACACUGGGGAGAAGCCGUUCAUCUGCUCAGAAUGUGGGAAGAGAUUCACUCAAUCAUCCCAACUACAGAGACACCAGCGAGCUCACACUGGGGAGAGGCCAUUCACCUGCUCAGAAUGUGGGAAGGGAUUCACUCAGUCAUCCUACCUACUGAGACAUGAGAGAGCUCACACCGGUGAAAAGCCGUUCAAUUGCACAGAAUGUGGGAAACGGUUCACUCUGUCAUCCAACCUUCUGAAACACCAGCGAGUUCACACUGGGGAGAAGCCGUUCCUCUGCUCAGAAUGUGGGAAGAGAUUCACUCGCUCAUCCGACCUGCAGAAUCAUCAGCGAGUUCACACUGGAGAGAAGCCAUUCCCCUGCUCAGAAUGUGGGAAGAGAUUCAGUCACUCAUCCACCCUACUGGUACAUCAGCGAGUUCACACUGGGGAGAAGCCGUUCAUCUGCUUAGUCUGUGGGAAGAGAUUCACUGAGUCAUCCAGAUUGCUGGAACAUCAGCGAGCUCACACUGGAGAGAGGCCAUUCACCUGCUCAAAAUGUGGGAAGAGAUUCACUCGCUCUUCCACACUACAGAGACAU